AUGUCAAUAUUUCCUGCGUUUGCAGAACAAGCAGUACAGGAAUCAACUAGUGCAAGUGCAACCAAAGAUUCUGAUAAAACAUGGCUUAAGAAUUCAAGUUUCCACUUCAUUGCAAGGUCCCCAAGUAGAAGUGAUAAUAUAACGUUGGGAAAGUUUGGAACUGAUAGUGAUUCAAUUCUAGAAGGAGAAACAUCAAAAUCUGCUAGUACAUCCAGAAAAAGAAAAAAGUCAUUGAAGAAAAAAACUAGGAAAAAAGGAAGAGGGGAUGAGAUAUCAGUAGUCUCUACAACCACUAUUGAAGAAAAUGAGUUUUUCGAAGUAAAUCCUAAAGGAAAUCGGGAAUUACUGAUGGUAUCAACUAUAUCACGCCCUUCAGCUCCCCAAUACCAUGCCACAUUACAUUUGAAUGCAUCACAUAAAUAUAUAUAUUCCAAGAAAAAGUAUAAAAGAUAUCAUCAACACAUUCCUGAAAAACUUAUCAAUAAAACAGAGGAUGAACUGGUUUUGACCAAACACAAUCUUGAUACUGUGAAAUUUGCUGAAAGAGAUGACCACUAUAGUGGAUUCAAACAUGAGGAAGAACUGUCUCAGAAAACUGCUUUUUACAACAGACAUUUAACAAAUUUUCCUGCUGACAUAAAGGUAUGGUUAGAAUAUAUUCAGUUCCAAGAUACAGUGUAUGAGUUUGAGAAAACAUAUAGAAAGGGUAGUAUUGCUAAAGCACAAAUUGUUCUAGCACAAAGAAAACUUGCUAUCAUUGAUAAAGCAGUAUCUCUCAACUCAAGUUGUGACUUACUUCACCGGAAACGAUUGAAUAUAGCAGUUACUGCUUUUCCAGCAGAUGAACUUCAGAAUUACUUGAAAGAACUUGUGAAUAAAGAUAAGAGUAAUAUAAUAUUGUGGCAAGGAUAUAUUGAAGCCACACAGUGUUCUAUGUCCCAUUGCAACACUCCUGCAGUUUUGAAUUUAUAUUCAAAGUGUUUAUCAACUUUGCAUCAGUUGAGAAGAUCCACAUCUGUUGAGAAGUAUCUACUUGAAGAGUCUAUUUUGAGAAUGCUUUAUCAGUGCUGCUUGUUUUUGAAGCAAGCUGGAUUGUUUGAACAGCUCUGGACACUCUUGAAAAUGUACUUAGAAUUGAAUUUAUCUUCUAAUGAUAAGUCAAAAUUCAACAUAUCCUCAGGAUUCAGAGAAAAUCAGUUGACUGAAUUAGAAGAUAUCAUUUUCACAUCUAACUUACCUUUGCAUGAACUUUGGCUGCGUACUGAAAGAUUAAGGGAGUCUUGUCAUUGGGUACCAUACACAGAAGAGGAUAAUAAUUGUGAAGACCCUCAAAGAAUUGUAUUUACUGAAGAUGUUGCAGAACUUAUACACCCUAUAACAAAGCCUGAAAAUAUAUUCAAGCUGACAGCCACUAUUUUUACUCUUCUUAAAAUUCCUUUAUUACCUUGUCGCCAUACUACCAUGCAAGAUCUAGGGUUAGACUAUGUACCUUGGAGUCUGGACUCCAUUGAACCUCUGUUAUCUAUGUUUUUACCCAUUUAUCCAGUUGAAAUGGAAAAUGAACACUUAUGGACUGAUAAUAGAUUAGCUGUUGGCCCUCAGUAUUUGAAGAAACUGCCUGGACAAGAAGAAUAUUUGGAGUUUAUACUGAAGAUUAUGGAAAAUUCCUCAGAUUGUUUAUCUGGAGACAAUAAAAUUGCAAUUACUGUAUGGUUUUUCAGAUUUCAGAGACUAUUGAUAAUAUUGGAUAAAUCAACACUUCUUAUAUUGGCUGAUUCUUUCAAGAAAAAGAUUAAGAAAACUGUAAGGGAGUUUCUGAAACAUGAUGAAAAUAGACAAAAUGAAAUAUACUAUUUGGAAUAUGCUCUCAUAGAGUAUGAACUAGGAAAUAAGGAUAACUGCUUCAAAAUAAUAAACACAGCACUAAGUUUCAAUAAACAAACUGAGUUUGUUACAGAAAAUUGGCCAAACAAUCAGAAAAAUUGGUGUUAUCUCUAUAAAAAUUUAAUACAGAUGAAACUAUGCUCAAAACUAUGUGAUGAUUAUACCAGGUCUGAAAGAAAUGAAGAUGCAUUGAAGUUGAUUUGUGAGAUGGUUUUGAUUCAAAAGGAUAUUCAACCAAAUGAGAACAUACUGAACAAGGUUGAGGCUAAGUUAGAUUCAAUUUCUGCUGAGAUAAUAGAAACAAAAGUUUCCAAUUUGCCUACACUCCAACAUUUUCUACCAGAUUUUGCUACUGAUUGGCUUAUAAUUCAUGUUUUGUUCAAAUAUAGUAUGGAAACAAAAUAUGGUGGAUUCUUCAAACUCCUUGAUGAUGUGCUCUAUACAGCCAUUGAAAAUUAUCCCAAUAAUGUGUUUAUUUUAUCCAUUCUUGAAAGAGAACAGAGUAUAGGGAAUGCUCUAGGACCAAGAUGGUGGAAAAUGCAAAACAUGUUGCUCAGUUCUGGUAGAGCACUGUCAUCAUUGUUUGCAAUUGUUAUUGUUAACCAGCACAUUCUUAAUCUCAGAGAAACUGUGUGUGAUACUAUUACAGGUGACAAAUAUGAUAUCAAUUCAAGUCUGAAGAAUAAAAUGUUGUCAUUGUUCAAGAAAGUCACCUCGGGCGUUACUACCAGAAAAUGUGGAUUAGUUUGGAGAUUAUACCUACAAUUUGUCUACACAUACUUUUCUCCUGAACUCUGCCGCAAUGUGUAUUAUUCUGCUGUCGAGGAAUGCCCAUGGCUGAAGUCAUUAUAUAUUGAUGCUGCCAUCUAUAUUCCAGCUGAAUUAUCACAGAUCCAAGAUCUUAUUAUCGAGAAGCAACUGAGGUUACACGUUACUCCUGAGGAGCUGGAUAUCCUGAGAAGUUGA
Messenger RNA from Phaedon cochleariae (mustard beetle), 2850 nucleotides. The record is from the annotation of a GenBank genome assembly. Lineage: Eukaryota; Metazoa; Arthropoda; Insecta; Coleoptera; Chrysomelidae.